GCCCGCAGACGUUGGAAGCCGCGCAGGAGGACGGACUAGGAGCGCGGGCAGCGGGGCGCAGCGAAGCGAAGCGGACGGGACGGACCGUGCAGCCUAGCCCAGCCCAGCGGAGGAGCCCAGCCAGGCAAGCCCCGAGCUGCUCCAGUUUGUAGCCACUGUGACCAACGCUGCUUUCCUGGGAUUUUCCACAUACAGAGGAGGGCUCCUGAGCACACCAGAGCUUUCACUGCAAGAACAAGGUUGUGAUAGUUUCUGGUUUCUUGGUGGAAGGAAAAAGAGGUGGGCCUCCUCCCAAUGAUGAAAGUGUGAUUGCUAGUGUCUUCAUGAGCUCCAGAGGUCAUAGCACACUACCACGAACUCUGAUGGCCCCUCGAAUGAUUUCCGAGGGAGAGCUUGGAGGCAUUGCCCAGAUCACUUCUUCUCUCUACCUGGGCAGAGGCAGCGUUGCCUCCAACCGCCAUCUCCUCCAGGCCCGUGGGAUCACCUGCAUUGUCAAUGCCACCAUUGAGAUUCCCAAUUUCAACUGGCCUCAGUUCGAAUAUGUCAAAGUGCCUCUGGCCGACAUGCCCCAUGCCCCCAUUGGGCUGUACUUUGACACUGUGGCUGACAAGAUCCACAGUGUGAGCCGCAAGCACGGGGCAACUCUGGUGCACUGUGCAGCUGGUGUGAGCCGUUCUGCUACCCUCUGCCUCGCUUACCUGAUGAAGUACCACAACGUGUGUCUGCUGGAGGCAUACAACUGGGUCAAAGCCCGGAGGCCUGUAAUUAGGCCCAACGUAGGUUUCUGGAGGCAGCUGAUAGACUAUGAACGUCAGCUCUUUGGGAAGUCAACAGUUAAAAUGGUACAGACGCCUUAUGGCAUUGUCCCGGACGUUUAUGAGAAAGAGUCUCGACACCUGAUGCCUUACUGGGGGAUUUAAUACCACCGCAGCCUGCAUCAGCAGCUCCAUUGAGCAGUACCAGCAUCUGCUACACACUGUCUGCUACCCUCUACACCUUUCUUUUCAAAUGAUCGACUUUUGGUUUUCCCUCAAGUGUUUUUUACACUGGGUGUUCAAGUCUAUUUUAAGAGGUGGGGAGGGUGGGGGAAGGGACACAUUGCAUUGCUAGUGACAUUUUUAAAAGUAACCUUUUGAAAUAGUGUUUACAAAAAUCUUUAUCCAGCUUUUAAUCAUUUUUAACAGUUUGAAAGUUAAAUAAUCUAAUGACAUGUUUUGCUCUUCCUCACCCUAAAUUUUAUGCCUUUGACAUUAUUGCAGGUUAUCUGAGCUCAAUUCAAAGUGAUAGUCACUUUGUGCUAGGAUCAAUCCUUCAGACACAAGCUUUUUACUCAAGGUUGCCAACUAUGAAACACCUGCUUAGAAAAAAUUUAUAUAAUGCUUCAGUCCUCAGUGGGUCAACUCUAUUCUUUCUCAUUCACGAUUCACUCAACCUGCAACUUCAAAUAAGUAAACUUUUAUUUAAUUGUAAGUAAAGAUAAUGAAAUUUGCUGCAGAAACCAUCUUGGAAUCACUUUGUGAUCCUGGAUUAUAUUAGUACUUUUAGUAAACUUGUAAUCUUCUUAACCUUCUAUUAGGCAGAUUUUUGUUUUCCUGAUAAUGAUUCCCUUUUAUGUUUCUUGUAAGGGUAAAAGAAAGAAAUGAUAAAAUAUGGUCCUUCUGACAAAAUUAUGAACAUUGCUUAAAAUAGGCUUUCCAGCUGAGUCAUACAUACCCAUUCACACUGUUGCAGAUGGGCAGAUAUUAAUAUCACAGACAAGCAUUGCUGGAACAGUGAGAAUAAUGUGUUUGCUCAAAAAAAAAAAGUUCUUAUUUUUAUUACCCCAUUGUUAAGUGGAGUGCUCUAAAGCACUAGGUCCUCCCCUUCAUUAUAGGUAUCUUAAAAAAGAAAAAGAGUGCCUCUACUUAUAUUAAAAAAAAAAGAUCAUAAACACUUAACAGUAAUGGCUUUUCUUGACUGCAUUUGAUUUAACUGCAGAAAUGUUAUGUAACUUGCUCAGUGACUAAUACCUUGGACAGCACAGCCUUACAGGGGCUUUGUGGAACUUUCAACACCUGUCAUUUUAAAUGAACUAUUACCCAUAAUCCUAGGGAGUAGUUGUAUUGUCAGACUAACUCUAACUGUAAUCUACCUAGUCUCAAGUCUUUCUAGAUUUGAUAUUGCUUCUGGGUAUAAGGUGACAGUGAAAUACAAUGCCAAUAGUUACAACUGUGUUCUCCAGACUUUUUGUUCAUUCACUCUUAUCAAUAAAAUAUUUUUCCCCCUGCCUGA
Phascolarctos cinereus (koala) is the source of this 2271-nucleotide messenger RNA. It is a transcript of the gene DUSP14, whose product is annotated as dual specificity phosphatase 14. The record is from RefSeq and is a predicted model, not a curated record. Lineage: Eukaryota; Metazoa; Chordata; Mammalia; Diprotodontia; Phascolarctidae. Gene Ontology annotation, biological process: protein dephosphorylation. Gene Ontology annotation, molecular function: MAP kinase tyrosine/serine/threonine phosphatase activity. Gene Ontology annotation, cellular component: cytoplasm.